Telopea speciosissima is the source of this 1309-nucleotide messenger RNA. RefSeq names its product protein AAR2 homolog. The coding region runs from base 54 to 1160 and encodes 368 amino acids. Lineage: Eukaryota; Viridiplantae; Streptophyta; Magnoliopsida; Proteales; Proteaceae. The transcript is spliced from 12 exons. The record is from RefSeq and is a predicted model, not a curated record. Gene Ontology annotation, biological process: spliceosomal tri-snRNP complex assembly.
AAUAAGUUAAACCAAUUUUGGAAAGCUACACUAUUCUUUUAUCUUUCUUGCAGAUGUCCUCUGUGGGGCCUGUCUUUAAGGGUAUAAAGAUGAUCCCUCCUGGACCUCAUUUUGUAUAUUAUAGUUCCUCGAACAGGGAUGGCAAUGAAUUCUCACCAAUAGUUGGCUUUUUUAUUGAUGCUUGUUCUUCGGAGGUAAUUGUUUGUAAAUGGCAUCAACAAGAGGAGCGAUUAGUCAAACUCUCAGAAGACGAGGAAGAGAGGUAUUCUGCAGCCGUAAAGAAACUGGAGUUUGAUCACCAACUGGGGCCUUAUGAUUUGGACCACUAUGGCGACUGGAAGAGGAUUUCAAACUAUAUCACUAAGGAUACCAUAAAAAGAAUCGAACCUCUUGGCGGUGAAAUUACUGUUGUUUGUGAGGCUGGAUUAGUUGACACGGGUCCUAAGUCUGCUGCCGAAAAAGCUUUAGCGGAGCAGUUGCAGAAUAGUAAGUUCUCAAUACCUGCUGAAAAGCCCCUCAAGCGACGAUGUUAUUACACGCCGAUUCCCCGUUUUGUCAAGAAUAAGAGCAUUUCAGGACAAGAACUUACUUCUUUGAACCAUGAUAAAACGCAAUUGCUAGAAACAAUACUGGCAAAAGAUUUUGGAGGUGCAGAAGAAUUUAUUCUUGGGGAACUCCAGUUUGCUUAUAUUGCAUUUCUGAUGGGACAGUCGCUUGAAGCAUUUCUUCAAUGGAAAGCUUUAGUUAGCCUCUUUUUCAGUUGUAUAGAAGCACCUUUGCAUACAAGGAGUCAGCUGUUCACAAAGUUUAUCAAAGUCUUGUACUACCAAUUGAGUUAUGGACUCCAGAAGGACCGUUCAAAUACGAUAGCUGUGGAAAAGGGUGCAACAGUUCUUUUGGAUGAUUCAUGGCUUACCAGAGACAGUUUUCUCCAUCGUUUUUGUAAGGAUUUCUUUUCUUUGGUGCUAGAGGCCUCAAUCAUUGAUGGAGAUCUGCUGACUUGGACAAGGAAACUCAAAGAACUUCUUGAGGACACACUAGGAUGGGAGUUCCAGCAGAGCAAUGCAGUGGAUGGCAUAUAUGCCGAAGAGGAUGACGAGUUUGCUCCCGUUGUUGAGAUACUGGAUGACUCGAGUUUUGGUGAAGCUACAACUUCUUAAAUCAUGGAUACCGGUAUUAAUUUGCCCUGGGGGGUUCCUCCCAUCGAGUUGGAGGGGCCUGUCUUCUAGUUUCCUUGACAAACUUCUUGUUCAGAUGGUUGCCCAGAGCAGUCAAUUCUGUUGCAGUUGGGUUGGCAACGGGGUGGCAA